Molecule: messenger RNA, 1341 nt
Organism: Sipha flava (yellow sugarcane aphid)
Lineage: Eukaryota; Metazoa; Arthropoda; Insecta; Hemiptera; Aphididae
Product: protein SPT2 homolog
Exons: 3
Coding region: 1-1341 (446 amino acids)
Source: RefSeq, a predicted model, not a curated record
AUGGACGAGCGCCGAGAAUCGAUUGUCGGCAUACUUUUACGAACAAUAGAAAAGGAAAUACUCGAAGUGAACGAUUUAGUGCGUAAGAACGUCGAGUUUAAAGAGCCUCGGUGCAACGGCAGUUUGGAACGAGUUUUCCGGAACAGAUUGGAUUUGUUUUUCGGCGUUCCAAGGGAAGUGUUGACGUCCGGCAUGGACUUGACGAACGCGGACAUGACGGUUUUGAACGAGUUCUUCCGACCUUACCAUGCAGCCCUAUCACCGUGUCCGACACGUGCGAAUGCCGACCACGAAGGAGCGGUGAACGGCUCGAGGGAUAGUCCCCGUGGUUCGCCGUUGCUGAAAACGAGGAAGUCGCUGAAAACGAAUCGCGCGAUCACGUCACGUCCGAACGGUCCAAGAAUCCGUCCGAACGGUCAAAGCCCAAGUGGUCGUCCGGCCGGUCGUACACGUACUCGGGUCAGCAGCAGCAGCAGUGAUAAAGGUGGAAGCGGUAGAACAAGUAACAGCAGUACGGCCGUAACAGUCGGAGGAGUUAACGUGAUGCAUUCCACGGCGGGUUCUCGGAUGUCGUUGUCGUUGAUCGGCGACCCCGACUGCGGCGGCGUUGACCUGACCGCGAGGGUACCGGUUGUGCCUCGGUCGUUGACGGGUCCGCAACGUAACGGACGGUCAGAGUCAGCUGCACGCGCGGGCCUUGGCGGUCUUGUCGGUCCGGUGGCGGACGUCGGUACGGAUAAUGCUUCCCGCGACGACAGACCCAACGACGUGGUCCCGGACGGACCGGACGUCCAUCGGGCUGACUGCGCACGACAGGAUGUGCUACCGGAAGGACUGGACGGCGGGCGUACGGUUUUAACGCCGGAAACGGCGGGCGCGGGAUCGAGAGCCAAUCGAUCCUGCAGCGGCCCGAAAACCAAAGGCCGUGCGGACGCCGAUGGCGGGCGCAUCGUUGCGGCGAACGACAAAAGCCCACGCAGCAGCACUGGAAACGAUCGGUGCGUUGUUGCCUUUAGCACCAGAACGGAGUCGAAAGCGUUCGCGGCUACGAAGGAGUUAUUUGGCAACUCCGCCGCGGCCGCUGCACCUUUCGACGAACCACGUAGUCCGACGACCGUCCACAGCGGUGGCGAAAACAUAGAGAAAUCUGAUGAUGUAUCACGUGAAAAAUAUCAUGUUGAAAAUAAAAAUUUGAUUCAAGCUGUCCAAGAAACAAAUAAGAGGGAACAUUUUGAUGCUCGUAAAAAUGACAUUGCUUUGUUUAUUAAACGUGAUUUAUUAUCAGACGAAGAAAAAAAUACUGUAAGCUUUUCGAAUGCUAAUGCCUUAUGUCAGAUUUAG